CAAGAGGGCGUUCUCACAUUACGAAAUCAACAAACGAAGCUAGGCGAGCCAAAGCCAAAAAAAGGCGAAAUUGUUACUACUUAUAGUCUUGACUCUUGUAUUCUCAAUUAAAAAUGGCUGAUACAAUUAUGAAAUUCGGUGUGGAGCCAUGGAAUUUUGCCGAGCUUGUCGAAGCCUUCAAACAGGCUCCACUCUAUCACUUGGCGUUUGAGGUGAUUCUUGUUGUCUUUAUCAUUCGUCUGAUCUUCUCAAAGAGCUACUCAAUUGAAUCAACUGUCAAACUAACAGAAGCAGAAAAAGAACAGCUUAUCCAGGAGUGGCAGCCCGAACCCUUGGUCCCACCUGUAGACAAAAACCAUCCAGCCCUUCACUAUAAAGUAAUUACAAAACAAGGCAACAACAAGCUUAUAGUGGAUGGCAAGGAAGGCAUUAAUGUUGGGACUUUCAACUUUUUAGGAAUGCUUGGAAGAAAAGAAACAGAGGAUGCAGCAAUAGAGACAAUGAGAAAGUACGGAGUGGGUACUUGCGGGCCUAGAGGAUUUUUCGGGACCAUGGAUGUACAUCUAAACUUUGAGGAGAAGAUGGCUCAACACAUGGGCGUGGAGGAAGCCAUCUUGUAUUCCUAUGGAUUCUCAACGAUUGCCAGUGCUAUCCCAGCCUACGCCAAGAAGGGUGAUCUGGUCUUCUGUGAUGAAGGGGUUUGUUUUGCCGUUCAGAUGGGUCUGUUAGCCUCUCGAAGCAAGCUCAAAUUCUUCAAGCAUAACGACAUGGAAGACCUAGAAAGACUCCUGAAAGAGCAAGCUGUAGAAGACAAAAAGAAUCCUAAGAAGGCUAAAGUGAUGAGGAAAUUCAUUAUAGUAGAAGGACUAUACGUGAAUCAUGGAACCAUUGUCGAUGUGGAGAAAUUGAUUGAAUUGAAGUACAAGUACAAGGUGCGUAUCUUCAUGGAUGAAUCCAUGUCAUUCUUCGUACUUGGAAAAACAGGGAGGGGUGUCACGGAGCAUGCUGGUGUUGAUAUAACAGACAUUGAUCUUAUAUCUGUUUCAAUGGAAGCAGCUUUAGGCACCAUGGGAGGAUUCUGCCUUGGUACUAGAUAUGUAGUAGAUCAUCAGCGUCUGUCCGGUCUUGGAUACUGUUUUUCAGCCUCCCUUCCUCCCAUGCUUGCCACAGCAGCCAGCACGGCAGUAGAUAUCACACAGAAAGAAACAGAUAUAUUCAACAAGCUGAGGGCAAACAGCGAAUUUGUUCAUGUACAACUUUCAGGAAUGCCUGGUUAUCGGUUGGAUGGUGACUCUAUCUCACCCAUCAAACAUCUCAGGUUGGAAGAGACCAGUGGAAAUUGGCAGAAAGAUCAAGCUUUCCUAGAAAAGAUUGUAGUCAAGGCGCUAGAUGAAGGUGUAGUUCUUACUGUAGCAAGAUAUCUAGAGGAGGAAGAAGCUUUCUUACCACCACCGAGUGUACGUCUUGCGGUCAAUGUGACGCUGACUGAUGACCAGCUAACCAAGAUUACAUCGGUCAUCAGACUCUUGGCGGCGGCUGCUCUUAGAGAGAAAUCAGGGGAGGAAUAGAUACGAUUGAGGUAGAGCAAGAAAGAAAAAGAGAGUGGGAUAGAGAGCAAGAGAUAGAGAUAGAGAGGAAGAUUGGUUGAUAGAGAUAGAGAGGUAGACUGAUAGAGAGAGAGAGAGUUAGAGAGUGAGGGAGGUAGAAAAAAUUGGGAGAGAGGGAGAGAUAGGGAAAGAGAGAGAGGGGGAAGGGAAGAAAAGUAUUCAGAGGUAAAGUAGAGAAAUAGAGAAAGACAAAAAUCACCCAAAAGACAAAAAAUUUCAAUGAAUACAUGUACAAGGUUUCGCUCCUCACCAGCAUAUUAUUGUACACAGAAUCAUUUGUAAUAAACACUCAGAUGUUACGCAAAUUCAAAAUGUAUUUUUAUAUCAAACUUGUUGUUAUUAAGAUGUUGUCCCCCCCCCCCCUUUUGGUAAUGAAUAUCUUUAGGAAAACAACAGUUGGAUUAGUAGACGAAACAUAUUACUCAUACCUGAAAUAUCAUGCACAUCUGCAUGUACAUGUGCUAGUACCUUCAAGUGCUCCUUUGUUAAUGUUAAUUAUUUAUUUGUUUUAAGUGUUUUGUUCUAAGCAUUUAAUUGUUUGAAAAGAGGUUGACAAAUUAUAUUUUAAAAACCACUUCUUUCAUACAAAGGCAUUUCCAGAUAAUUACUGAUAAUUAUUGAUAUAAUAAUAAUCAAUUUGAUAUACAUGUAUAUCAAAUUAAUCUGCUUACUAACCCUGCAUAAGCUUGGAAGCGAGAAAAAUAUCCGAUUAAGUAUUUUUAUAUUUCCCUGUAUUCCUGGUCAAAGUUUAUUCCUCAGAACACUAUGUGCUUCAAACAUACAGUAUGAUGGGCAAGUCAUGGUAUUUCAGUGGCAUUUUUUGUAGUUUCCAGUUAUACAUUUUCUUCUUUUACAAGAAAUAUAACUUGUUUCAGUGUGCCAUUUGAACUGUUUUCCACGGGUUUCAUACAGGGAUGACCUGGACCUUGUGUCACAAAAAACUGUGAUUAAUCCAAUUAAUCUAAUCUGUAAUAAUCUCAUCUGUAAUCUCAUCAAUAAUGAAUUUUGUUCAAUUUCCAAGGUCUCCCAUGCAAUAAAACUGCAUGUUUAACUUUCACAAAGGCACCUUAGUACUUCAUGUCUCCCAUUCGUUCUGGUCAUUCUGUCUUUCCCUUCUUGAAAUGAUAUCCAAAGUAUGUAUUUUUAUGUGAGAUAAGCAGGUAUUUUGAUUAAUACUUUCCAUGCUUAAUAAUGCAAGUAAUAUAUUCAUUAACUUGUAUUGAAUAGUAUUUGAUAAAUUGAUCUGUUCCUUGUUGCAUAAAAGUUUGUUUUCUUUUGAUAUUGUUGCAUAAAAGUUACUCUUCCUUUGCAUAAAAGUCACUUUGCCUUUAAAUGGUAAUAAUAAUGGCAAUCGUGCUCAUCAUCAACCAAUCACAAUAAACCAUUCCAUGCAAAUUACCAUAAUUGCAAAGUUAGCAAUAGUUGUUUGUCUUAUGAAUUGGGCCCCCAUAUCAGUUUUGUAGGUCAUAUAAUAGUAAUGUACUUUAACUUCCAGUCAUUUCAAAGUCUUAUUGCAAUAGGGUACUUUUUUAUGAUUAAGUUUGUAAUCUAGAUGACCAUGUAUUCUCAAAUUUUCAACUCAUUAAGAUUCUGCAAUUAUGAUGCAUUAUGUAGAUAUAUUGAAGUUGAAGGUAUUGAUGAAAUUAAAUUUGAUGAUUUGCACAAAGGGUUGUAUAUACUGUAUUUAUAUAUUUAAGGUUUGUAUGGGUUACUUUGCAUAUGACAUGGUUGAAAGUUAAAAGCUGGUGUAGAAAAAUACAUCGUUUGUUAACUUAAUGAUGCUCUUUGAUAUGGACUACUAAACUGAAUAAUGGUGUUUCCUGAUUUGGGAUUACUUUCCAUUCUUGCAACGUAGAAUUAAUUGAUCAGCACAAGUUGAAAAGCUGUGCUGUAAUGAUAUGACUGGCUGUUGUCCCCCUUUCUUUGAUUGAUGCUCAUGGUGUAUUUGUAUAUCUGAAAUGCUAAUAUGAUUUUAACAAGGGUACACAAAUGAGAGACUUUCUCUCUGUCAUUGUAUGUUAUGAAUUUUGUCAGCUUUGAUAUAUGGGAGAGCCCCCUCUAUGUCCAAUCCUUUGAUGUGUUGCAAGAACAAAUAAAUUAGACUUGUUAAGUGUUCAUGAUGAUAUACAUACUAAAGGCAUGACAUCUGAUCAAAGAAUAUUAUGCUUUGGCAAACUUGAGGCAAGCAAUCCACAAUAAUCUCUGUCUCAUUUUGCGAGCAAAAUGCCACAACUUAGUUGACCCCAACACUCAAGAUAAUAAAUCUGUCAAGACUUUGCAAACUUGUCUAACCAGUUCUUUGAGAUCUUUUAUAAUGUCCAUAUGUUCAAGAUCUUAUUCGAUAUUUGCUUAACCUUAAUUCAGUUUUUUGGCAGUAACCACUUGUAUGUAAUUAUAUUUCUCAAUUUUAUUACCCUGCUUAAAUUUGAAGCAGUGUGGGGAAUGGCAUUGAUAGAUGUAUCGUAUUUGAAAGGAGAGGGUACCGGUACAUGUAAUUAAAAAUAUAGUUUUAGCAUCUAUGAUAUUCAACAUAGAGGCUUCUAGGUGUACCACCUAGGAAUAGCUCUAACCAAUGUGUUCAGAUCACAUCUGUGAUUUUAUUUCUUAUUACAUUCAUUGAUUUCAUAAAUGGAUGGACAGAACUAUGAUAUGGUAGUAAAGUGCAUAGUUUUUUGCUUUAAUAAUAAUAAUAAUAAUAAUGCUCAAUUCUUGUAUAGCGCAUCACACAUAGCAUAGCAUGUCCCUAUGCGCUUAAAGAAGAAAUAGUGUAAGGUAAGAAUAAAGUAAUAUAUUGGACCAUUAGUUCAAAGUGCUUUCUUUGACAGUUUUAAUCAUUUGUACUCAGACAAUUUUCGACUGCUCAGAGAUAUUGGAACACUUAUCACAAAGAGUUCUUCCGGCUAGAGAUGGCCUCCAACAUUUCGUGCUAGAAAAGGAAACCUGUUUUCAGAGACAGAUAUGUUAAUCAUUAAAUACACUUUGAUGGUAAAUUUAAAUCACUAAUAGUGAAAAUGAAAGAAUGCAUGAUGGAUAACAGACAAUAAAUACUGAGGCAUGUCAGAAGAACAGAUUUGUGCUGAGAUUGGUGGAAGAAAAUUACAAAAGAAUGCAAAAAAAAUGCUAUUGAGUCAUCCUUUUUAGGAAAUGUAUCCUUAACCAAUCUUCGUCAGUUUUUCUGUGCAAGUUUUCCUACUGAUCCAUGUGCAAACAUUUCUUAUGCUUGAAAAUGAAGAAACACUCAGUUUAAAUAAUGCAAGUGAAAUAAUGUGAAUCAUUUGCCUUUGUUGAAGUGAUAAUGGGGAAUCCAGGUUUCCUUUUUCCGGGGUACAACAUAUGCUGUUCUAUUGGUUAAUUGCAUUAAUGCUACCAUUGAGUUCUGUCUGCAUGAUGCCUUUAUGAAUCAUAUUAUCUACAGACUGCUGUAUUGAUACUUUCACAUUGGGGACUUCAUGUUAUAAGUAAGGUAGAACUUGACAUUUGAAAUAGAUGAAAUAAUUAGAUGAAAUGUUAAGACUUGAUUUUAUGUAUGGUGGUGUGGUAAGAUAUUUGGUAUCUUAAUUGAACAUAUUUAUAUGCAUAUGAUCAUAUAAAAUCACUGGACUGUGAUAUAAUGAUACAAUUUGAUAAUGAUAUGAUUUAAGUAUAAUGGUUUUGAGGAAUGAUUUGUUUUUUAAUAAAAAUUAAACUACAUUUGAAAAUACAA
Messenger RNA from Lytechinus pictus (painted urchin), 5310 nucleotides. RefSeq names its product serine palmitoyltransferase 1-like. The transcript is spliced from 14 exons. Gene Ontology annotation, molecular function: serine C-palmitoyltransferase activity; pyridoxal phosphate binding. Gene Ontology annotation, cellular component: endoplasmic reticulum. NCBI's taxonomy places the organism in Eukaryota, Metazoa, Echinodermata, Echinoidea, Temnopleuroida, Toxopneustidae. The record is from RefSeq and is a predicted model, not a curated record. The coding region runs from base 114 to 1568 and encodes 484 amino acids. Gene Ontology annotation, biological process: sphingosine biosynthetic process; ceramide biosynthetic process.